CCAAAUAGUAUCUUUGACCCCUCGCGAAAUGCGAAAUGCGUUGCAUAAGCUGAAAAGGAAGUACGAUUUGAGUGCAAUCAGCUGGCUGUGUGUUGAUAAAGAGUUGAUAAACCUUUCCCCCGUGGAUGGUAAAGAUAAUGACAGAACCGUUAAACGUCAUUCAACUAGCGUCAUAAAUUUGAACCAUUCAAAGCGAUUGAAAAGGUGCGUUUGUCUGUGUGCAAUUAUUGUGCAUUUAAAUAUAAAAACAAUCUACACAUGCACAGAGACCACUCCGAAGAAGAAGACUGAGGAAGGCAGCAACAAGAACAACAAUAACAACGCGGGUGAUGCUGCUGCAAGUGAAACCAAAAAUUUGACCGCCAAAGAGGAAGAUGAUUUGACAUCAACGGAAACGCUGCGUGAAUCGCCAGUGCAAUGGCCAGAAAGAUUUCCGGGCAUGGAAGAGUUUCUAAGCCUGAGCGAGACACCAAUACACACACCUAGCAUUGAUCCGGCACAGUUGCUGACCAGCACCAACAAGACGGCGCUCAAUAAAUUCGCACGCAUGCCGCCAGAUCAAUUAAUUGAUAAGAUUAAAGCGAUGCACGAUGAAAUCUAUAAAUUAGGCAUAUUGGAGUCCAAGGAGAUGACACGCGGCAAGCUGUUGGGCAUCUUUGAUCGCGAUCGUCUGACCAAAACGAAAGGCAAUUGAAGAGAAUCAGCAAACAAAAUAUUUGUCUCGUGAGAUCUUCCGAAUUCUUUAACAAUUCGUCUUAGUUCAAACAAUGCAUAACUUGUAUCUCUUCGUAUAUUUACGUUUUUUUAUACCCCUCCUGAUUUUGAUUCAAAUGCGUGUCUAUAAUUUUUUACGCUAGUCAACAAUAAAUAACAUUUAUUUCCAUUAA
Molecule: messenger RNA, 887 nt
Organism: Drosophila nasuta
Lineage: Eukaryota; Metazoa; Arthropoda; Insecta; Diptera; Drosophilidae
Gene: lin-52
Product: DREAM core complex component lin-52
Exons: 4
Coding region: 29-694 (221 amino acids)
Biological process (GO): regulation of DNA-templated transcription
Cellular component (GO): DRM complex
Source: RefSeq, a predicted model, not a curated record